This is a messenger RNA of Rotaria socialis, 1482 nucleotides long. Lineage: Eukaryota; Metazoa; Rotifera; Eurotatoria; Philodinida; Philodinidae. The record is from the annotation of a GenBank genome assembly.
AUGCGUAAUAAUGAAAAAGCGAAACUACAUGAAAAUAUUAAACAAGAAAUUCGUUCACUAUUAAUCAGUUCACCAAAAACUAAGCAUGGAGGAUUAACAGGUUCAUUAUUAUAUUCGGAUUAUAAAACAUUAAAUUGUGGUAAAGAAGUACCAUAUGCUGAACUUGGUUAUCAUUCAUUUUUGGCUUUACUACGUUCAAUGCCCGAUGUUGUUCGAAUCGAAUGUAAAGAAAAUAGUAUAUCAUAUCGUGUUCAUCCAGUGUAUGAUGAAACAACAGCACAUAUUCAAAAACUGGUAUUUGAACAACGAGACAAAUAUAAACAACAAAAUCGAUCAUACAAUCAUAAUUGGCAAUCAAAUAAAAAUAUGAAACAGAACAAAUUUACUGCAUUUACUUUUUAUCAUCAUACACAAUUACCAUUUUUCAAUAAUUCUUCAUCUUGUUCUACAUUUAAUAAUAGUCAACUCAAUUCUUCGAAUCAAUCUCAUCGUAGUAAUAAACUCUUUUUUGGGAAAUUGAUUCCACAAAAAUUAUUUAUAUCAAACGAUCAACGAAAACAAAAUUCUUUUCUUAUUCCGUCGUCAAAAUCAACCAUUUAUAAAAACCAAAAUGGCAUGAUUAACAUUCAGACCAUGGACAUGUUGUCCCAUGAACCUUUAAUAUCAAUUAACAAUCAUGAACAUUGUUCACAUGAAUCUACUUGUCUAGAAACACCGCCGAAUUUUGAUCUUAACGAUUAUUGUCUAGAUGAAUUAAAUACAAUGAGUGAAAAAGAUAUCAAAGAAGUAAAUAACAAUAAUUCAUCGAUCCAUCAUAAUAUUAAUUUAUCUGAUGAUCCAUUUCUAACAACAUCACCCAACAGGAUUCUAAACGAUCCAGUCAAAUCACCAACAGAUCAAUCAUUAAUGCCAUCGACAACGUCAAUAAUAACCAAUUCAGCUGCAAAAGUUUGCAGUAAUAAAAAUAUUUCAUCGGCAAUAACGGAUGGACAUCGAUCGAAUAACUCAAUCCAUCCUGUCCAGUCACGUUUAACUAUUCUAGAAGAAGAAAAGUUACAAUCAAAUAAGGAAAAUUUAUUUGAAAUUUCUCGUUGUAAUAAAAAAGAACAACCUAACACGGACGAGCAUCCAAAACGAAUAUAUGAUGCACAAUGUCAAUGUAUUCAUUUUCGUUAUAUUCAUCGAUUAUACCAAAUAAAAUUUGAAUAUCGUGAUUAUCCAUCUUCAAGGGAAAUAUUAUUAAUGAAAUAUAAACUAGAAGAAAUUGCUUAUGAUAAAUAUCAACAAGAUUUAGACGAAUGUGAAAAAAGAUUUCAACUAAACGAGCCGUUCGACAAACAAAAGUGUGAAACUAUGUUUAAUGAAUAUAUUUAUUUACAACGAAACUAUUAUUAUAUGAUGAAAUUAAUGACAAAAAAAGAAAAUGAAUUGAAAAAAUCUUCGUCUAUCGUUGAAAAAAACAAUCGCUAUUUUAUGUCUUGA